CUAGGAGGACAGCCCCUAGAAUUCACCUUGGACGUAACAAAAAGCACAAGUCCACAUGGCGAAGAAGGGAAGAGAAAUUAAUAAAACCAUUGGCGCCUAACUAUUUCUCUUUCCUUUAAGAAAAUCCAUCAAAGCACAAAUCUUUUUCUUUUUCAUCAAACACUCGAAUUCUUUGUCCCUCUUUCUAUGUAUAAAAAUGGGUUCUUUCUAGUUUUCUUUAAUCUAGACAAAAAUGGGAACGUUAGAACACAAUGCCAAGUAUCUUUCCACAAAACUAGUGUUUCUGGUAUCUUGUGCAGGCCUUCUUGGGGCUGUUUUCAUUGCAGAUUUCGUUUGGACCUCAUCUUCGUCUAUUUCUUCUGCUUAUCAAUCCUAUGCAUCCAAUUGGGCUCUUCAGAAGUCUCAGAAAAUUUUGUUUCUCAACGCCACUAACAAGAAAGAUGAUGAGAAAGAAGCCCUUAAAGGUAAAAAGGACCAUCUUGCUGAUAGAUUCUUGCCAGCAACUUUUGCUGAUUUACCAGCACCAAAGUUAGAAUGGGAGCAGAUGCCAUCAGCACCAGUACCUCGUCUCGAUGGCUAUGCAAUGCAGAUCAAGAACCUUUUAUAUGUAUUUGCGGGAUAUGGUUCCCUUGAUCAUGUGCACUCACAUGUUGAUGUAUACAAUUUUACUGAUAAUACAUGGGGAGAGAGUUUUGAUAUCCCAAAAGACAUGGCACAUUCACAUCUAGGGAUUGCAACUGAUGGAAGAUACAUAUACAUUGUCUCAGGACAAUAUGGUCCCCAGUGCAGAACAGCCAUAACCCGUACUUUUUCCCUGGACACUGAGACAAAGAAAUGGCGGAGCAUGCCUCCAUUACCAGCACCAAGGUAUGCUCCUGCAACUCAAUUAUGGAGAGGCAGACUCCAUGUUAUAGGUGGCAGCAAGGAAAAUCGCCACACGCCUGGAGUGGAUCACUGGAGUAUUGCAGUGAAGGAUGGGGACACGAUAGAGAAGGAAUGGCGAACUGAAGUGCCCAUUCCCCAUGGGGGGCCUCAUAGGGCUUGUGUUGUGGCCAAUGAUAGGCUUUUUGUAAUUGGUGGUCAGGAGGGUGAUUUUAUGCCAAAACCUGGUUCACCUAUUUUCAAGUGCUCUCGGAGGAAUGAGGUUGUUUAUGGUGAUGUUUAUAUGCUAGACAGUGAAAUGAAGUGGAAAGCUGUGCCUGCAAUGCCAAAACCUAACUCCCAUAUUGAGUGUUCUUGGGUACUGGUGAACAAUUCGAUCAUCAUCACUGGAGGUACAACAGAAAAGCACCCAGAGACCAAAAGGAUGAUCCUGGUUGGGGAGGUGUUCCAAUUUCGUGUGGAUUCUCUGACAUGGUCAGUGAUUGGAAAACUUCCUUUCCGCAUAAAAACUACGCUUGCUGGCUUUUGGGAUGGAUGGCUGUAUUUUACCUCCGGACAGCGGGACAGAGGACCUGAUAAUCCACAGCCACAGAAAGUUAUUGGAGAAAUGUGGAGAACCAAAUUGCAUUUGUGAACUUUUAACCUGUAUAAUGGCAUUAUAAGUUUUCACCUAUUCCAGUUUAAGAAUUUAAUUCUUCUAA
Hevea brasiliensis (rubber tree) is the source of this 1583-nucleotide messenger RNA. RefSeq names its product kelch repeat-containing protein At3g27220. Bases 233 to 1516 code for a protein of 427 amino acids. Gene Ontology annotation, molecular function: protein binding. NCBI's taxonomy places the organism in Eukaryota, Viridiplantae, Streptophyta, Magnoliopsida, Malpighiales, Euphorbiaceae. The transcript is spliced from 7 exons. The record is from RefSeq and is a predicted model, not a curated record.